This is a messenger RNA of Phodopus roborovskii (desert hamster), 3587 nucleotides long. It is a transcript of the gene Tmem65, whose product is annotated as transmembrane protein 65. The transcript has 7 exons. The record is from RefSeq and is a predicted model, not a curated record. Lineage: Eukaryota; Metazoa; Chordata; Mammalia; Rodentia; Cricetidae. Gene Ontology annotation, biological process: regulation of cardiac conduction; cardiac ventricle development. The coding region runs from base 485 to 1192 and encodes 235 amino acids. Gene Ontology annotation, cellular component: mitochondrion.
CCCGGCUGACGGCGCGGUGGCUUUGAGGGCGCCGCAGCCCUACCGAGUGGGGACAGCGCGAGGCCAGAGGGUGGGAAAGCGGCCGGCGGCGGAGGGCGGCGCCGGAGGAGGGCGGCGCGCGGUGACUCAUCCCUCUGGACGAUCAGACACGCUCGUCGAGCCCGCCCGCCCGCCCGCGCCGCCGCUCCUUUAACCGGGAGGCGCCCGCCCGCACCGCUCGCUCGCCCGCCCGCUCCGAGCUCCCGGCCGGGCCGCGGCACAGAAAGUUUUCCCAGGCUCAGGGCCUGCGGGCCGCGGAGCGGGCACGGCAGAGAGGCGGACGCCGUGCGGGCCCGCCGAGUGCAUGGUGCCGGGUGCCCGGGCCGAGCGUCUGGAGGACCCGGGGCGGGGCCGGGCUGAGCCCAGCUCCUGAGCCUCUGUCCAGUCCGGCGGCGUCCCAAGCCGUCCUCCCUCGGCACUGCCGCGGGGGUCGCGCUCCAGCACCAUGUCCCGGCUGCUGCCGCUGCUGGGGAGCCGGACGGUGCGCAGCCUGAGGCCGGGCCCUGCCGCCGCCGCGCCCCGCCCGCCGACCUGGUGCGGCUGCGGCCGGGGGCUGCUGGCGCUCGGGGUCCCCGGCGCUCCCCGGCUCCUGGGCACCCACCCCAAGAAGGAGCCCAUGGAGGCGCUGAACACGGCGCAGGGCGCGCGCGACUUCAUCUACAGUCUGCACUCCACCGAGAGGAGCUGCCUGCUCAAAGAGCUGCACCGCUUCGAGUCCAUUGCCAUCGCCCAAGAAAAGUUGGAAGCUCUACCACCCACUCCAGGACAGCUGAGAUAUGUAUUCUUCCACAAUGCGAUACCUUUCAUAGGGUUUGGCUUUUUGGAUAAUGCAAUUAUGAUUGUUGCAGGAACCCAAAUUGAAUUGUCUAUUGGAAUUAUUUUAGGGAUUUCAACAAUGGCAGCUGCUGCUUUGGGAAAUCUUGUCUCAGAUUUAGCUGGACUUGGCCUUGCAGGUUAUGUUGAGGCCUUGGCUUCCAGGUUAGGUCUAUCAAUUCCUGAUCUUACACCAAAGCAAGUUGACAUGUGGCAAACGCGUGUUAGCACACAUCUGGGCAAGGCUGUUGGCGUGACUAUUGGCUGCAUUCUAGGAAUGUUCCCUUUGUUUUUCUUUGGAGGAGGUGAAGAAGAUGAAAAACUGGAAACGACAAAUUAAUUAAUCAUCUUAGAAUACCUAUAAAAAGCUGUAAACUAAUGUACCUCAGUCAUUUAAAAAAAAAAAUACUGUCACAGCGUUUAGUGGUGAAGACAGUAACUGUAUAUAGAUACGGGAUCAAAUAGUUCAGCAUGUAUUGUGGAAACACUAACUUAUUGUGGCUUGGUCUUCUUAAGACAUCUUUUUAAAAACAAUUUAUGUUGAGAUGCUUUUCCUCAGUGGCAGUCAACAUGUUAUCUUUUCUUCUUAUCUGUGUAUCGACAUAUUAUUUAACUUGUACUGACUUGGGGUUUGCGUAUUUGUUAUGUAACAUGUACAUGCAUGGAAAUACCAAUUUAUGUUUUUUUUUCUUGGUGGUUAUAAUUCAUUGCUAGGGUUUCUCCAAAUUAUUUCAGAUGUUUAAUAUCAGUUGAAACUUUAACUCCCUGCCUGGUGGCGUCAUUUCUGUGUUAUUUCACCGUAAACAUUUACAGUCAUAUAAUUUCACUCAUCUUUAGAGCUUUCACAUCUAUUCCAAAUGAAUAGAGAUUUGUGCUUUAAGUGUAUCUGGUUCAUUUUAAUUUUGAACCACGCUGUCUUAAGGGCCAGAGAUUAACCAGAAAGAUGGAUUUGCUGGCCUUCCUUUUACAUAUACCACAUAUACUAACAAAGUGUACUUAUUUCUAGUUGACUUUUUACCUUUAGUUUCCCACCUUGUAAUAAUCGCACCGUGAGCUCUGGUUUGUGAGGGAAAGACCACUUCAGUGCUCACAUUUUUGAGAAUAGGGAUUAAGAAAUCAGGGUGGACUACGGAAUUUGAGAUAUUUGGAAAUUGUGCUCCAUUUUGUUGUUGUUUUUUUUGGGGGUGGGGAGGAUAGAAAAUGGAAGGAGGUUUAUGGAGGAUGAGGUGGAGUCGGGUGGCAUCAGUUCUGUUACUUUGGGAGGAUUUCCCCUCAGACAUGCUGUUGUCUCAUCAGAAGGGAAUGAAUCUAAAUAGUCCAUGCACAGAAUCCUAAUCUCAUUAGGUCUCACUUUGUGAUUUUUCUUGGGUGAUUUUUUUUUUUUUUAGAAAUAACAUGUGAUUUGUAUUUUGCUUUUUGCCGUAUAGUCUAGUCAAACAUAACAUGAGGAGAGCCUUUCUCCCUUUUUUUGAAAUUUUUGUUUUGUGGAGAUUGUAGCACAUGGUUGGUUUGAAAGUUGCUCGUGUCUGUGCUUAUAUGUCUGAUCUAAAUCACGUGGGAAUCCUAAGUUUUCUCCUGUGGGGUCCACACGUGCUAAAAAGUUAACAUGUCACAGAAUAAUCGAACAUAUGAAAGAGAGAAACUGAAGGUAGAAUUUAUUCUUUGGGGAAUUAAAAUUAUCCAUGGUGGCUAACUAGAUGGAAAACACAAAAUUAGCAUGACUAUGCCUUUUAAAUCUUAUUUUGGAGUUUUGUUUACACAUAUUUACUUCAAGCUCUUUUUAAAGCAGACUUCUCUUCCAUAAGAAAAUGCACUUUGGGAUGAUAUAGUGUUGCCCAUUUAUCAUAGAGCUUAAGAUAAAAUAGACAGUAUAAAAAUUAUCCAGUUUUCAUGUGCUCAAGUAACAUUUUCCUUUGCUCAAAUUAGAAUUACAGGAUUUGAGAUUGCAGACAGACUUGUCAUUUUAUCUUCUUCCACAUAGCACACAGACACCAGGAAGAGGAGUCCAGGUUGAUAGAUUAGAGUGUUUCCUUUUCUGUGUAAAAUGUGAGUGCGUGUCCGCCCUUUGUGUUUUGGUGGCUUUCCUGUUUUUGUCUUUAAGUGUUGUAUUGCGGUGCUUAACUUUCCUUCUUAUUAAAUCCCAUUUCCAGAAACCUGUUUUGGAGUUUAGGAAGGACUUUUGAUUGUUGAUUUCCUUUUUCUUUCUCUUAUACAUCCCAGUCCUUACAGAAUUAAGCCAGUGUCGUUAAAUCUUCAGCCAUCUGAGCUGUCAACACAUGAAACGUGUAACUUUCACGCUGAAAGACAUCCACAUUUUCAGUGAAACAUGGAACCAUAUUUAAUCAAUAAAGCAGACACACACAGCUAAAGUCUCUUUGUCCUUAGCCAAAGGUUUUGUUUUCUUAGGUCCUUGCUCCGAUUUCACAUGGCUCUUUGUACAAUGUGAUUUCUGAAGAUGGCCCCCUUAAGUCAAUGGCUCCAUGAGACCCUUGUUCAGUGUUUUUGCCACAGAGAAUCUGACAUCAGCUGGAACUGGACCGCCUUUCCUCUGUCAGCAACAGAGCUCCAGCUAGCUGUCAUGGGCUGGGAGGACUGUUUGCUCAGCGUUUGUGUGGCUCUUGUGUUAUGACUCACUGACCUGUUGAUGCAUGUGAACUGGGUACAUUUUGUUGCCUCUGUAUGUUAAAUAGUGACCAAUGUUUUUAUGAAAGAAUUGAACAAAAAAAAAAUAUCUU